ACUGAUACAACAAGCCAAAAACACGCAAUUAAGAGAUCUUUUUAUAUUGAAUUUUACUGUUUAUCUGAGAAUUAGCUAAAUUAAAAUGACUACAGCUGCGCGACCAACAUUCGAUCCUGCCCGUGGAGGCUCUGGUCGCGGUGAAAAGGACCUAAGCGCGCUGAGCAAACAAUAUUCCAGCCGCGAUUUACCAGGCCAUACCAAGCUGAAAUACAGGGAGGCUGGCCAGGGCACCAGCGAGGAGAUCCGCAACCGUGACUUUCGCAAGGAGUUGGAGGAACGCGAGCGAGAAGCUCGUUCCGGAUCUGGAGCCACCUCUUCUGGCAAAGCGCUGCCCUCCAUUGUGCGCAAGGCUAUUGAGGCCAACAAUGCAGGCGCAAGUGGUGGCGGAAGUGUCGGAAAGCGCGCCAAGCCAGACACCGCACAGCAGCAACUGUUGCAGCAGCAGCAGGCCGCCAAUCUGGACGCCGAUGAGCCAUUGGACAACGACAGUUCCGAUUCGGACAGCGAUUCAGAUGAUGAUGAUGCCGCUCUGCUGGCCGAGCUUCAGAAGAUCAAGCAGGAGCGUCUGCAGGAGACAGCUCGUCGGGAGUCGGAAAAGAAGCAGGAGGACGAGCGCAUCCGCAUGGAGAACAUCCUCUCGGGUAAUCCAUUGAUCAACUACGAACCUGGAACCGCCGCAUCGGCCGCGGGACGUGCCUCUGGUCUUGGCGGCGACCUAAAGAUCAAGCGCCGUUGGGAUGACGAUGUCGUUUUCAAGAACUGCGCCCGCUCUGCUCCCGAGAAGAAGACACACUUCGUUAACGAUGCCCUUCGCUCUGAUUUCCACAAAAAGUUCAUGGACAAGUACAUCAAAUAGGCGCCUAGGAUUCGCUUUAAGUUUCAACCGCUUUGUGUAAUAGUUUAAGUAAACCAAUUGUCAACUUUUUUUGGCCCUCCGCCCCAAGCUGCUCAUUAAAUAUCACGUUUUGUAAGAAAAAA
Drosophila eugracilis is the source of this 981-nucleotide messenger RNA. RefSeq names its product protein CWC15 homolog (gene c12.1). The record is from RefSeq and is a predicted model, not a curated record. The transcript is spliced from 2 exons. Lineage: Eukaryota; Metazoa; Arthropoda; Insecta; Diptera; Drosophilidae. Bases 86 to 859 code for a protein of 257 amino acids. Gene Ontology annotation, molecular function: RNA binding. Gene Ontology annotation, biological process: mRNA cis splicing, via spliceosome. Gene Ontology annotation, cellular component: catalytic step 2 spliceosome.